Erinaceus europaeus (western European hedgehog) is the source of this 2468-nucleotide messenger RNA. It is a transcript of the gene QARS1, whose product is annotated as glutaminyl-tRNA synthetase 1. Gene Ontology annotation, biological process: glutaminyl-tRNA aminoacylation; translation. The transcript has 24 exons. NCBI's taxonomy places the organism in Eukaryota, Metazoa, Chordata, Mammalia, Eulipotyphla, Erinaceidae. Gene Ontology annotation, molecular function: glutamine-tRNA ligase activity; ATP binding. The record is from RefSeq and is a predicted model, not a curated record. Gene Ontology annotation, cellular component: cytosol; cytoplasm; aminoacyl-tRNA synthetase multienzyme complex. The coding region runs from base 43 to 2370 and encodes 775 amino acids.
GUUUGGCCCCAAAGUUUCCUUUCGGUUUCCGGUGUCCCCACGAUGGCGGAGGUGGACGCCGUCUCGCUCUUCACCGGCCUUGGCCUGAGCGAGCACAAGGCUCGUGAGACGCUCAAGAACACGGUUCUGAGCGCGCAGCUGCGCGAGGCGGCGACCCAGGCGCAGCAGAUCCUGGGCCCCACCAUCGACAGAGCCACCGGGACCCUGCUGUAUGGUCUGGCCUCCCGACUAAAGGACCCGCGGCGACUGUCUUUCCUCGUGAGCUACAUAGCCAGGAAGAAGAUCCGCACGGAGCUCCAGCUGAGCGCUGCCCUUGACUACGUGCGAAGUCAUCCCCUGGACCCCAUCGACACUGUGGACUUUGAGAAGGAAUGUGGUGUGGACAUUCUGGUGACACCAGAGCAGAUCGAAGAGGCUGUGGAGGCUUCCAUAAAUAAUCACCGGUCCCAACUCUUGGAGGAGCGCUACCAUUUCAACAUGGGGCUGCUGAUGGGAGAGACUCGGGCUAUGCUCAAGUGGGCGGAUGGCAAAAUGAUCAAGCAUGAAGUGGACAUGCAGGUCCUCCACCUUCUGGGUCCCAAGACUGAGGCAGAUCUGGAGAAGAAGUCUAAGGUAUCAAAGGCUCGGUCAGAAGAAACAGACCGGAGAGCAGCGAAGGAUGUGGUGGAGAAUGGCGAGGCUGCUGGCCAGUCCCUAUCUCUGAUGGAGCAGCUCCGCGGGGAAGCACUUAAAUUCCACAUGCCUGGGGAGAACUACAAGACUCCAGGCUACGUGACUACUCCACAUACUAUGAACCUACUGAAGCAGCACCUGGAGAUCACUGGGGGACAGGUUCGUACUCGGUUCCCCCCAGAACCCAAUGGGAUCCUGCAUAUUGGACAUGCCAAAGCCAUCAAUUUCAACUUUGGCUAUGCUAAGGCCAACAAUGGGAUCUGUUUUCUGCGCUUUGAUGACACCAAUCCUGAGAAGGAGGAAGCAAAGUUCUUCACCGCCAUCCGUGACAUGGUGGCCUGGCUAGGUUACACACCUUAUAAGGUGACAUAUGCCUCUGACUAUUUUGACCAGCUGUAUGCUUGGGCCGUGGAGCUCAUCCACAGGGGCCAGGCCUACGUGUGCCACCAGCGAGGAGAGGAGCUCAAAGGUCACAACCCACUGCCCUCGCCUUGGAGAGACCGUCCCAUAGAAGAGUCACUGCUGCUCUUUGAGGCAAUGCGCAAGGGCAAAUUUGCAGAGGGCGAGGCCACGCUGAGGAUGAAGCUGGUGAUGGAAGACGGCAAGAUGGACCCUGUUGCCUAUCGGGUCAAGUACACCCCACAUCACCGCACGGGGGAUACCUGGUGCAUCUAUCCCACCUACGACUACACACACUGCCUCUGUGACUCCAUUGAGCACAUCACCCACUCACUCUGCACCAAGGAGUUCCAGGCUCGACGCUCUUCCUACUUCUGGUUGUGCAACGCACUGGAUGUCUACUGCCCUGUCCAGUGGGAGUACGGUCGCCUCAACUUGCACUACGCCGUGGUCUCUAAGAGGAAGAUUCUCCAGCUUGUAGCGGCUGGUGCUGUGCGGGACUGGGACGACCCGCGGCUCUUCACACUCACAGCCCUCCGCCGUCGGGGCUUCCCGGCUGAAGCCAUCAACAACUUCUGUGCACGGGUGGGCGUGACAGUGGCGCAGACCACAAUGGAGCCACAUUUACUAGAAGCCUGUGUCCGGGAAGUGCUAAAUGACACAGCACCACGAGCCAUGGCUGUGCUGGACCCACUACAGGUCAUCAUCACUAACUUUCCUGCUGCCAAGCCCUUGGACGUCCAGGUUCCCAACUUCCCAGCUGACGAGACCAAGGGCUUCCAUCAGGUUCCCUUUGGGCCCAUUAUCUUCAUUGAGAAGACCGACUUCAAGGAGAAACCAGAGCCAGGCUACAAGCGCCUGGCAUGGAGCCAGCCCGUGGGCCUACGGCAUACAGGCUACGUCAUUGAGCUGCAGCAGGCUGUCAAGGGCCCCAGUGGCUGUGUGGAGACUCUGGAGGUGACCUGCAGACGGGCAGAUGCUGGAGAAAAGCCCAAGGCCUUUAUUCACUGGGUUUCUCAGCCUCUUACGUGUGAGAUUCGCCUCUAUGAGCGACUAUUUCGGCACAAGAACCCUGAGGAUGCUGCGGAAGUGCCUGGUGGCUUCUUAAGUGAUCUGAACCCGGCAUCACUACGAGUGGUGGAGGCAGCACUAGUGGACUGUUCUGUGGCCCUGGCAAAGCCCUUCGAUAAGUUCCAGUUUGAACGACUUGGCUACUUCUCUGUGGAUCCAGACAGCUGCCAGGGACAGCUUGUCUUUAACCAGACGGUCACACUGAAGGAGGACCCAGGAAAGGUGUAAGUUGGACAUCCGUGCAGCUACUGUGCAGCUACCUCAUCUGCCUGGAGGCUGUUGGUACUCCGACUCCAUGUCAAUAAAGAACAGCUAAUAACCCCGGA